GAAUAAAUAUUAUACGUCACUUUUUUGGGAGGCUAUGGAGUAUAGCGGCUGAUUGUGUUUUUCUAAAUAAAUUGAAAAGUACUGAUUAAUUCGUAGUUUUAGCUUAGCAAGCGUAGUUUUUAACUAAUAAAGUGUGAAAAGAAGAUGUCAUAUUCAAACAAGUAUACUUUUGCGGCGCUGCCGAGAACAGCGCGCGGGACGCCCCUGGUUUUGGGCGGAGAUCCGAAGGGCCGGACUUUCCUGUACACGAAUGGAAAUUCUGUCAUCAUCAGGGAUAUUGAAAACCCGGCGAUCGCUGAUGUCUACACGGAGCACUCCUGCCAAGUGAACGUCGCCAAAUAUUCGCCCAGCGGUUUCUACAUCGCCUCUGGAGAUGCGUCGGGCAAGGUGCGAAUCUGGGACACUGUAAAUAAAGAGCAUAUCCUGAAGAAUGAGUUCCAGCCCAUCGGAGGUCCGAUUAAGGACAUCGCGUGGAGCGCCGACAACCAGCGCAUGGUGGUCGUUGGCGAAGGCCGGGAAAGAUUCGGCCACGUUUUCAUGUCGGAGACUGGUACGUCGGUGGGAGAGAUCAGCGGACAGUCAAAGCCGAUCAAUUCCGUGGACUUCCGUCCCGCGCGUCCUUUCCGCAUCGUCACUGCUUCCGAAGACAACACCCUCGCCGUCUUCGAGGGGCCUCCCUUCAAGUUCAAGUGUACCAAGCAGGAGCACACUCGAUUCGCGCAAGCUGUGCGAUACAGUCCCGACGGUAGCCUAUUCGCGUCUGCCGGCUUCGAUGGCAAGAUAUUCCUGUUCGAUGGAGCUACUUCCGAACUCAAGGGAGAGAUUGGCUCUCCGGCGCACAAGGGCGGUGUAUACGGCAUCUCGUGGUCUCCUGACGGCAAGCAGCUGCUGUCCUGCUCUGGCGACAAGACCUGCGCCAUCUGGGACGUGGAGACCAUGCAGCGAGCCACGCUCUUCAAUAUGGGCACCGCCGUUGAGAACCAACAGGUGUCCUGUCUCUGGCAAGGCAAGCAUCUUCUCUCGGUGUCUCUGUCGGGCGUGAUCAACUACCUGGACGUUGAAAACCCUGAUAAGCCGUGGCAGAUCCUCAUGGGGCACAACAAGCCUAUAACCUGCCUAGAACCGACGCCGGACCGCAAGUCUGUCUACACCGCCAGCCACGACGGCUGUGUUACCUCGUGGAGUGUCGAGACUGGCGAAGGUCGUCACAUCGUAGGCCAGGGCCACGGCAACCAGGUGAACAGCAUGCGAGUUGCCAAGGACGGCUCGCUCUUGACCUGUGGUAUUGACGAUACUUUACGUCACGCCAAGCCGCAGACUGAAGGUGAUGUGCCGGUAUACACGGAGGAUGCGGUGCCGCUGGGCUCGCAGCCGCGCGCUAUGGACCACAUCCUAGACGACGACACCACCAUCAUCGCCACCGUCAAAGAGUUGGUGGUGGUGAUCGGCGGCAGCAAGCAGUCGGCGAUGCCAAUCAAGUUCGAGCCAACGUGUGUGGCCAUCGACACUAAGUCGAGGCACGUCGCUGUCGGAGGUGCUGAUAACAAGGUCCACUUGUACACUUUGGACGUGCGCACGCUCACCCCGAGCAUGGAGUUGGAUCACCUCGGAGCGGUGACAGACGUCCGCUUCAGUCCCGACAGCAAAUACCUGGUCGCCAGCGACUCCAACAGGAAACUUAUACUGUACAGUACUGACGACUACAAGCUGGCGCAUAAUAAAGAGUGGGGCUUCCACACGGCCCGCGUCAACUGCUGCGCGUGGAGCCCCGACUCGAAGCGCAUCGCGUCCGGAUCGCUCGACACCUCCAUCAUCAUCUGGAGCGUCGACGCGCCCAACAAGCACACCAUCAUAAAGAAUGCGCACCCGCAGAGCCAGAUCACUGGGUUGGCGUGGCUGGACGACGAGACCGUGGUCUCCGCGGGCCAGGACGCUAACACCCGCAUAUGGACAGUGCCCAAGGCCUAAACCGCCCAACCGCCCGCCGCUUUUUGACGGAAAUAUUCACUCUGCACCCACAAAAACUUUUAACACAAGAUCUAGUCUGAAAAUUAUUUACAUCGCCAGGUCGGUAAGUUAAGUCUACCCGAUUGUUGUUGCGUAUGGCAAAAAAAAAACCUGCGUGGAUCAUAUGCCGAGUUUAAGUUCUCUCAAUCAAGUCUCUGCCGCCUCCGUCACACGAUGCAGCUCGGUUAUGCCACCUGGGAACCGGUGUAGAGGGCAUCCGUUAAACAAUGUCUAAAAUUUACACGACAAACAUCGCACAGGCUUUGCAUGAAAACUGCUAUCUACAUGGAUAGAUGUCGUACGGCUAUUGGCCAAAGGCAAAGUCGAUGUAAUGCGCGCCGCGGAGCAGUUACCGUGCCGCGGGCAGGUGGGUUAUAGGGCUUUUACCUAAGCACCAGUUUAAAAACCGGGUAGAUUGACCCAAGCAUAGAAGGGAGUGAUGUAAAAAAAAACCAGCCUUAUGUUCCAGAUGAUUUAUACAGUGUCGGAGGCACAUUUUCCCCCAGUCAUGACCAUAUAAGCCAAUGCGACAAGGUUAUCACAAGCUCUGCACAUGUAGUCAGUCGCAGAAGGUCCCGUAUCAUUUACAUAUAAUAUAAACUCACGCCUAUUUCCCACCAUGAUAAGCAGAGACAGGAAUUGAAUUUGCUUCGAACCUGACAUACUUUCUUCCUCCACGUUCGUAAUAUUUUACAAAAUAUACUUAUAUGAAACUCUACGCUGUGUUCAUUAAAAUGGGACAAAGUAGGAGUUAUAGUGCGACGUAUAAAGUUCGCCCGUAGUGAUUACCUUGAAAAUCAGUAUAACUCAGCAGAUAUUAAAUGUCAUGAGCAACCCAACAGUGCAAUUUACAUACACAUUUUAUAUAUUCGGAUCAGAUAUAAUGAAUUAUUAGUCGUUAUAAGUGUCAAGAGGAAUAUUUCCACAAAAAGCUAGUAUUUCGAUGAUUUAUUAUUGUUAGCUUCUUAUACGAAAGAUAAAAUACUAACAUAUUUAUUUCGCUUGUAAUUUUAAGUUUAAUGUAUUUAAUGCUCAGUUGGAUGACUGUUCCUAAACUAACAUUCAAAAACGUUUUUGUUUGCUACAUGAAUUUUUGGGACUGACUUCUUGACUGAUUUGAGAUGUUAUAAAUGAUCUCGAACUUAGUGUUAAAAUUCUACCAAAAAAACGCUAAUUGUCACUGGAAUUUUUAUGUGAGUAGGAUACUUGUGUACUGAAAUAUUUAAUAUCGACGUUGGAUGUCUAUUUAAGGUAUUUAUUAAUAUAGAUAGGGUCCUUUCGUCUCGGUCAGUCCUGCGUGGUUAUUUAUUUACGUAGCAAAUGUGUGGUUCUAUAACUACCGAUCUAAAAGAUCUUGUUUUCAUUUACAUAAUUGUCAAUUGUCAACUAACGUAGUGUGAAAUGCAUUUAUGCCCUUCUUCGUUGUAAGGAUAACUCUUUUUGUAUAACAGUAUUUUUAUACUAAUUUCUGAUAUAUUUUUCUUGUUUUUUUUUUUUACGUGAUUUCUAAUACUAAAAUGAAGUAUGUAAGAGGAUAAAAUAAAAUUGUAUACACUUGUA
Messenger RNA from Pectinophora gossypiella (pink bollworm), 3567 nucleotides. RefSeq names its product actin-interacting protein 1 (gene flr). Gene Ontology annotation, cellular component: cortical actin cytoskeleton. Bases 145 to 1968 code for a protein of 607 amino acids. The record is from RefSeq and is a predicted model, not a curated record. The transcript is spliced from 13 exons. Lineage: Eukaryota; Metazoa; Arthropoda; Insecta; Lepidoptera; Gelechiidae. Gene Ontology annotation, molecular function: actin filament binding. Gene Ontology annotation, biological process: locomotion; positive regulation of actin filament depolymerization; sarcomere organization.